AUGCUGUUUUACUUGUCCUACGUGCUCACAGCAGUAGCUGCUUUGCUGGUGACUUGCCAUGCACAGUGUAAAUGUCCAGAAAUUCCUGGGCUACUUGGUAUCCCUGAACUGUCUGGAAGAGAUGGUCUGAAAGGACAGCCACAUCUAUCAUCAGGUCUACCUUAUUAUUUGGACACUGAACUUCACAAUGUUUUAAUAAAUUUGAAACAUCGACUUUCCCGACUUGAAGCUGUGCUUGCUUUGACUGGUAAAAUAAGAGAAGUAGGAGAGAAAAUACUUGCCAGCAAUGGGAAGGAAGUUAAUUUUGAAGCUGCAUUAAAAUCCUGUGAAAGUGCUGGAGGAACUCUUGCAACUCCCAUGAAUGAGGAGGAGAAUAACGCUAUUUUGAGUUUUGUGAAACAGUAUAACCGAUAUGCUUACUUGGGCAUUAAAGAGGGUGAGACUCCGGGUAAAUUUAAGUAUAUAAAUGGCAUGCCUCUGAAUUAUACCAAUUGGUACCAAUACGAGCCUAAUGGCAAAGGGAAAGAAAAAUGUGUAGAUAUGUACACUGAUGGGAGAUGGAUUGACAGAAAAUGCAACCUAUAUCGCCUCACAAUCUGCGAAUUUUAA
Molecule: messenger RNA, 609 nt
Organism: Cariama cristata (Red-legged seriema)
Lineage: Eukaryota; Metazoa; Chordata; Aves; Cariamiformes; Cariamidae
Product: pulmonary surfactant-associated protein A1-like
Exons: 3
Coding region: 1-609 (202 amino acids)
Source: RefSeq, a predicted model, not a curated record